Molecule: messenger RNA, 741 nt
Organism: Penicillium diatomitis
Lineage: Eukaryota; Fungi; Ascomycota; Eurotiomycetes; Eurotiales; Aspergillaceae
Product: MICOS complex subunit MIC26/MIC27
Exons: 3
Coding region: 1-741 (246 amino acids)
Biological process (GO): cristae formation
Cellular component (GO): MICOS complex; mitochondrial crista junction
Source: RefSeq, a predicted model, not a curated record
AUGUCUUUCCGGGCGAUGAUGAACCAGCGGGCUGUGGCUCCGAUCGCAGCCACCCUCCUCGCUGGAGGCUUGACCAUGUACCCUCAACAGGUUUACGCCGAGGAUCUUCGCGACCGCAAGCCCAUCUACGAUGACUAUCCAGCCGAAGUCGCGGAACCUACCAAGCCUACAGCCCCAGCCUCCCAGGCGAUUCCUGUGCUCACAACGCAAUCUGCUUCUACUUCGCCCACGCCCACAGACAUCCUGACAGCGCAGGUCCGCCAAGCUCGCCUUUUCCUAUACUCCCACUCUCUUGCCGCGGAGAAUAGCUUCAACAACAUCCUCUCCCGCGCCCUACACGUCGAGAAUGCCUUCACCAACACCAUUGCCUCGCUGGCCCCCUCGCCCGAAUCCGGCGAGCGUUUGACUCCCGGUGGUGUCUACGUGAUCGUGUCUGCCAUGGCCGGCUCCAUUGUGUCACGGAACCGUGGUAUCAUCCUUCGCACCCUGUCACCUCUCGCUUUCGGCACUGUCGCAGCUUGGACUCUCUUGCCCGUGACUAUGAGAAACGUGUCUGAUCUUGUCUGGGAAUAUGAGAAGAAAUAUCCCGUGGUCGCGGAUCAGCAUCUCGCGAUUCGGGAGAAGGCAGAGCACAUCUGGUAUACUGGAAUCGCGCACAGUGGCAUGGCUCGCCAAAUGAUGGAGAACAAGAUUGGUGAAACCCGCAAAAAGCUCGAGGAGGUGGUGAGCAAAGGUCACUAG